AUCUACUAAUCGGCGUCUCUGCUUUGUGCGGUGAUUCGCACCGCCAAGAAACCAACGGAUCGAUCGUUUUGACUUCAUACAGGGGAACGUGCUAGAAGUAUUCAACAUAACAUUGUCUGAAGAGCAUUUCUGAAUUCUAACUGCUGACGCCUGCAAUUUUAAUGGUUCGCUUGAGGAAAUUAUGCCAAGAAAGCUCUACACAGGUAUCAGGUAUUCGCUAAUUUGUUUGGUAAGUGUAUAAAGUGUGUAUCCUUUUUUGAUCCCUAUUUAUUUAUAGUUAUACUUCUAAAAACCCAUUCGGAACACUAAGUUUGUAAUAAUGUUUCGCGACACGAAACGACAACACUGCUUUAAAAAUUCUUCCCAGCUCACCACGUCGCACAUCGACCUGAAUCAUCCAUUAAUGUUUAGUGUUGCGCGGCGACAACAAGGUGUUAAAGUGAUAUCUCAAAUUUUUGUGUAAAAAGUGUUCAAAUGAAGCGUAAAGCGAAAGAAGACCUUAAGAGGAAAGCAAAGAAGCGAUUGCUUGAAGAUUUAAGGAGGAAAAUGGAAAAAUUUGAGAGGUUUAUGGAGAGUUCCACUUCAAGUGAAUACUCUGAUUCCACAGAUUCAGGGUCAGAGUCAGAUCAUUCUCCCGGGAAUGAUGACGAGCCUCAGGAAAGGGUAGAAAAGGAUUUAACCCUAAGCGUAAUUUUGGGAGAGGACCCAAAAAUUAUUGGGGAGAAAGGCCCUCCAUUAUGCGAAGCUUUAGUAAAUCGAUGGUCAAGCUACCUGAGCGAGGGACUAGAAAAGGAUAUCAGAGAGGCGCUUAUUGAAAAAUAUAAAACGCCCGAUAACGGCCAGUUUCUAGAAGCUCCGAAAUUAAACCCCGAGAUUGAGAUAUCUCUGUCUCCAGCUCAAAUUAAAAGGGAUCAGUUUUCCAUGAGCAUUCAAAACAAGCUAGGAAGAGCUCUGGCAGCACAAGGUUCUGUUUUAAAUAUUAUUUUAUCAAAAGACGCAACUCCGCAUACGAUUGACGAUAAUACAAAAACAGCCUUAGCUGAUGCAGCUAAAUUGAUUUGUGAAGCACAUUACCUCAUAUCCUACCACCGGAAACAUGAACUAUAUCCCUUUUUAAACGCCGAUGUUCAGAAGGUAGCUAUGAAAUCCCAGAUUGACUCAUUACUAUUUGGGGAGAACUUCCAAGAAAAAUAUAAAGCUGCAAAAGAGGUUAAGAGAACGGCUUUAGAUUUAAAAGCGGGCCCUUCAGGGAAUAAGCAAGAAAAGAAGGAUCAUUUAAACUACAAGCGCCAAAGCAACAGACCCAGGUUCAAGACAGAGAAGUACGACAGGAGGAAGAGGGCGAGACAACCAGAGUGGCAGACGGAGAAGCAGCCACAGUGGACUCGGGGCAAGCAGUCCAACCAAAAGCAGCGUUGGUCGGGGAAAUACCACAACUAGAGGGAGAGCCAUCCGAUUUGGGAACGUCUUACCCUGGUUGCAGGGAGGCUAUCAGGGAAUCCUAUACGAAGAGAGGCCUACCAGAAGACUGCAUACCCACCAUGUUAGCUUCGAUAAGUAACAGCACAAUUAAACAAUAUAACGUGUCUCUUAGAAAGUGGUGGAUAUUCUGCGAAAAAAAUAACAUAAAUGUUUUUCAAUCAGACAGUAAGCAAGUAGUUAAGUUUUUAAGUAUGUGUCAAUAUGAAGGGGCGUCUUACAAUUCAUUAAAUGCUCAUUUGUCAGCCAUUAAACUUAUUACAGAUAUAACGGGAAAUUUAGAAAUUUUUAAACGAUUCUUAAAAGGUGCUUUUAGGAUUAAACCUUGUUUCCCCAAAUAUCAAGAAACAUGGGAUCCGGAAAAGGUUUUGAAUUAUUUGUCCAAACUUUAUCCCUUAGAAAAUAUUUCAUUUGAUAUGCUUUCGAUUAAACUAGUUACACUCUUAGCUCUCACGUCUGCCCAUAGAAUGCAAACCCUAUCUAAAAUACAGUUAAACAAUAUAUAUACGUAUGAAGAUAGAAUAGAAAUUGUUAUCACAGAUGUAAUAAAGACCUCUUAUCACAAUAAAAGUCAACCGAUUUUAAGAUUUCCCAUAUUUAGAGAAAAACCGGAACUUUGUGUGGCAACAACUUUAUGUUUUUAUAUUAAUGCCACCCGACCAAAACGAUGUGAUAAAAAUAAUAAUUAUUUAUUGUUAACACAUAAAAAGCCAUACCGGGUAGCAUCCACACAAACCUUAUCUAGGUGGAUAAAAAAGGCGUUAGAACGUAGCGGCAUAGAUGUUAAUAAAUUUAAGGGCUAUAGUACCAGACAUUCAGCGGUUUCAGCCGCCAGUAGACAGGGUGUCAAUAUAGAGACUAUAAGAAGUGCUGCAGGUUGGACAGCAAAAUCAAAUAUGUUCGUUAGAUUUUACGAUAGACCUAUAUUAGAUAAGUGCGUGUUUGCAAAAUCCAUUUUGGGUAUGGAAAUAAAUUAGGUCCUCGUUAAAGUUAGGAGAUAAGAUGCUUAAGUAAGAAUUUAAUUAUUAAUUAUAUAUAUAAAUGAUUAUUUAUAUAUGAGUGUUCUGAUUAAAUAUGUACCUACCUUUAUGGAUAUAUAUAUA
Molecule: messenger RNA, 2582 nt
Organism: Anthonomus grandis grandis
Lineage: Eukaryota; Metazoa; Arthropoda; Insecta; Coleoptera; Curculionidae
Exons: 3
Coding region: 475-1440 (321 amino acids)
Biological process (GO): DNA recombination; DNA integration
Molecular function (GO): DNA binding
Source: RefSeq, a predicted model, not a curated record